AUGGCGGAGGUGGAGGAUUUACCUGUGGUUUCUUCCACUUCGGAAUCCAAAGAGAAUGAUGUUGUUUCAACUAGUGUUUCCAUACUGAUUGUCCUGAUUUCCAUCCUUAAUUUCUCGUGCGUUCUAAUUGCAGAACCCUUACCCCAGAGCGACCAUUUGUCUAUUUCACCGGCACACCUAAGUCGCGAAUAUAGUCAGCAACCGUCUACGACGAAUUCUUCUGUCUCUGGCGGAAAUAAUGGUCUUACAUCAGAACGCCGUCGGAAGCUUCUCGCGGAAGCCGAAUAUCAAAAAACCGAACAGCGACGUUUACAGAUUCUUGAAUCGCAAAAACGAGCCGAAGCUCAACGCGAAAAACAAAAGGAAGAGCGCAAGCGACGUAUUGAGGAAACACGACAACGAGAAGAAGCUCGUCAGCGGAAAGCUCAAGAAACUAAAAAGGAAAUAGAACGCCAAUACAGGGACCAUAUGCAAACUCUGCUUCAGCGUAAUCGCGAGCGCACAGUCGCAAACUCCGAUCAACACCGUCAACCUCCGACCAUAAUGCGUGCCUCUCACAUGCACUCAGGUCCAUCGAAACCAGCCACUGUCUCCUCGGCUUCCAGCGAUCGCAUGGCGACGUCCUUCACAGUGGCCUUUGGCAGUUCAACACCUCGUUCCAUCUGUACGAAGGCUAAUGAAGCUGCUUUGCGUUCACAGGCGGCCUUUGAGGCCAGGCUAGCUAGUUAUUUGAACGGCAGGCAUAGUGGUUGCUUCCUUACCCAAUCUUCAGCUUACACGACGUACGCGCUAUAUGUGAAACCAGACCUGUUGCCCGAGGAUCAUCCUAUCCGAAAGCACCAUCAACAACAAGAACGGCACUCGUAUACAGCGGUGUCACCUGCGCCUCGUCGGGCGGCCUCAGCGAACCCCGGCCUUCAGAGACACAACAUGGCUACUCCGACCCUUGGCAAAGGUAGCCCGAUCACUAGGGCCGGUCGUGUUGGUACGGGUACAACCAGAGCCCCGAGAGCGGCCAGUGCCAGCAGACAACCGCAGCCUCAGUCGAGACCCCCAGAGCGCGCCGCGACUGGAUUACCACCCCUUCGAAAGGCGGCGAGCAUUCAACACUUUGCCGUGCCAACUAUCGCCUACGCGAGCAAAGUGAAGGGUGCUCCACCUCCAGAAAUCCCAACUGCCCGAACCGUAAAGCCGAACUCGGCCACCGAAGGCGUUGGUACUCUUCCACAACGGCGGACUGUUCCAGGACGUUCUGGCGUGUCUCACGACUCAGUCUCGUCCAACAAUCGAGUUGCUGUGCUCAGCCCAACACGCUUCUCAAUCUACAGUUCUCUGACGAGCCUCUCAAAUGACUUUCUCCGCCUUGUUACGGUUGCCAGUGGUGUCACACAACGGUGUGGCGGCGGUCUUGCGUGCACGCUCAUAUCUGUCCGGCUGGCCAGCGUGUCCGCGCGCGCCCGCUCGCUAUACCGCAACACUUUUCUAGGUGACCGUUGUAAUAGCUAUGCGGCGCCGACAACUGCCUCUGCAAACCGGCAAAGAGCUAUAUCCCAUGACCAAAAACAGGCCCACGAUAACUUUUCUUCGGCUUCCUCGACUUCCACGACACUGUCUCACCGCAAACCAUCAGUUCCCAACGCACUCGAAGGACGAGGUCGUUCCCAGAAAAGAGCUGUUCCCACAACGACAGCGAAACCUCCUGAACCCAUAAAAACUGCCUCUAAGCCAGUACCCAACAAGCAGUCCAAACCGGUGCCGAUUAAGAAGCCUGCGACAGUGACACCCGCCGAAACUGGAAUGGCAGCAGAACAGUCCUCGGAGUCGAAGCCGGUGACACCAACUCCUGAUUCGCCACCAGCCGCGAUGCCCUCUGUAUCGCCCGUGGCGUCGACACUUGCUCAGGUGCGGCCUUCUCCUGCACCACCCACGAGCCUCGCAGAGGAACUUGAAAGCACGCAGGCAGAGUUGCCUGCCGAACCACAGCAGGGUCCCCACUCACCGCCUGCAAUGAGUUUGGCCGCUGAGCUCGACUCGGCUGUCUCGCCGCCUCUCGAGGGGACAUCGGUUCCCGAAGAGACACUAGAAGUCGAGGCACCUGCGCAUUCAACAAGCGAAGAGAAGGAGCCGGUGCCUGCCGAAGAUGGACCGGAAGCAGUGCCCGAAGUUACGUCAACAGUGGUGGAUGAUGAUGAUGCUAAUAAAGCGGACCGCAAGCCGAGCGAAGAGGAGCCGUCACCGGCAAAUGUCGUCGUUGCGGCCGCCACGGAAGAGAAGGAGGCCGUUCAGGCACCCCGGAAGCCAACUCCCCCGCCGGGACCACUUCCCAGCGGGCCCAUCAAGGCGUCCACAACAGGUUCCGGCGAGGGCGGGUGCUUGCCUGAGGAGGAAGCCGCCAUUUAUCGUGCCAAGAUGGCUGAACAACGCAGACUCGCGAAGGAACGACUUGCAGAACAAGAGCGGCGAGAAGCUGAAGAAGAAAGGGAACGCAACGAGCGUCGUGAGGCGGAGCGUCAGGCGGCGAUUCAGGCAGCCCGCGAACGCGCCAUCGAAGAGGCGCGUUUGGCCGCCGAGUCGCGCCAGGCCAGGGAGGCCGCGGAACAGGAGGCCCGCCUGCAGGCUGAACGCGAGGCCCAGGAGAGGGCAGCGAGGGAGCGUCAGAGGCUUGAAGCGAUUGAACGCGAGCGUUUGGAGAAUUUCCGCAGGGCCGAAGAGGAGCGUGCAAUGCGCAAGAAGCGUCUGGACAGCAUCAUGUCGCGGGUGAACCGCAGCGAUCGCUCCCUCAGCCGCGGUGUGGCCAACUCAGAGAGCUCCAACAGUCUGCCCGGCAUGAUGACCACCAGUGCUACCAACGCUGGCGGCGAUCAGCCUGCGACGGAAGGCGGGCCGAAACAACCCCCGGUACACUUUUCACUGGGCCAUGGUGUAAGUUCUUCGCGGAUUUGUUGUAAUCGCCUUUUGAAUUCUGCGCAUUACCAACAGUGUCCCCUGUCCAUUCGAUCGCGUUUAUCGUCGAAGCGAAGUGUUCGUGUGAUUAGUCACCACCUGCUUUUUUAUGGGUUCAAGUUCUCCAAUGAUGCCUUCCAGCGGGAACCUGCAGAUUCGUCUACCACCGUUCCCAACCAAAACGGGAUUUCAAACGGUUACCCGAAAUUCACCUCCCCUCUCCUCCAGUCCCUCCUCAGCGGCAGUAACCGAUUCGCCGGCGACUCUGCAGCGUCCGCCGCCACCACUGGUGGCGUCUCCACGGACACAAGGCACGUUUUCAUCGCUUUAUCCUUCUCUAACAUCCAUUAGCUUCCCGAUGAUUCGCAGGAGUCUUCGCAACGUCCCUCUCCAGCCCCCACCAAUUUCCCCAUGGGAACUGUCGGAAAUGGAUCAAACAAUUACACAACAUCCGUUGUGACCGUUCUUCGCCCGCCUUCCUUCGCCGAUCCAUCUUAUACCCGGCCUCGAUCUGUCACUGGCGGGCUCCGUCAUUCGCCUUCGUACGACCCCUCUCCGCGUCACCCCUCCCCCACCUCACCACUUCCCCACACCCACUCUAGUACUCCCUACCUGUGA
This is a messenger RNA of Mesocestoides corti, 3561 nucleotides long. The record is from the annotation of a GenBank genome assembly. NCBI's taxonomy places the organism in Eukaryota, Metazoa, Platyhelminthes, Cestoda, Cyclophyllidea, Mesocestoididae.